Rotaria sordida is the source of this 177-nucleotide messenger RNA. The record is from the annotation of a GenBank genome assembly. Lineage: Eukaryota; Metazoa; Rotifera; Eurotatoria; Philodinida; Philodinidae.
AGUUUGGCAAAUUGUAAAUUAAUUUUAUUUGAUAAACAAUCCAAAAUUAGUUAUUAUUGAUUGUUUUAGAGUGAACAAGUGUAUAAUGAUGAUAUUCGUAUGGAUGCUAUAUCCGGUGAUCGAGGAGAAAUUCUACCACCAUUACCAACAAAUAAUACUACUACAAAUGACUCUUAA